Molecule: messenger RNA, 2152 nt
Organism: Paramacrobiotus metropolitanus
Lineage: Eukaryota; Metazoa; Tardigrada; Eutardigrada; Parachela; Macrobiotidae
Exons: 5
Coding region: 58-1992 (644 amino acids)
Molecular function (GO): metallopeptidase activity
Source: RefSeq, a predicted model, not a curated record
CAUUAUCAAGUUCAUUCGGCUUCAAGUCUUCUGUUGCUCCGGUUUAUUCACUUCACAAUGGCUGUACUGGGAUUGGUGCUGCUGUAUGCUCUGGGAAACCUUCAUGGCUCAUUUGCGGGAGUGCAAGUCAAUCCGGUAACCGGAUACGACCGCUGGCCCAACAAUAUCAUCCCAGUUCGGACCACCGGAAUUACCAACGCGUAUCCCGAGUAUCCCGUGCUCCAGAAUGCUAUGAACCAGAUUUCCCUGGAUUUGGGCUACUGCGUCAACUUCACGAUCUACAACCAGAACGUUAAUGCCGGUCAGCCCAAUCUGGUUCUGCAGAACCGCUACACCGGCUCAACAACGACGGCCAACAUCUGUACUACCUUCCCCGGCUACACCGCCGCUGGUGGUGUCAACGGUCAAGUAGCCAUCAUGUUCGGCUCACAGACCGGCCCCACCAUCGGCGGUUGCCUGGACAAUCAGCGCGACGCCAUGCGCAUCCUGGUCAACGCGAUGGGUCUCCGCAGCGAAUUCCUGCGCGACGAUCGCGCCGCGUACAUGACCUUUCCCACCCUGGUUGACCGCAACAGCCUGGUCUCAACGACCCUGCAGCAGUACAAUAUUUUUGCCGAUACCAACCGGUACAAUACCAGCGUGGCCAUUACCAGAACACCUUUUGACUACAACUCCAUCACCAUGAUUACCGGAUCGCGGUAUGCGGGCACCAGUACACCCGUCUUCACCAUUCCCAGCGGUACACAAGUGGGGCAAUUGGCACGACUGAGCCUGCAAGAUUGCAAUACACUUAAGAUCAUGUACGGUUGUCCUCCAUCUGGUUAUGGACCGACACCGCAAUGCGUUGAUCCUUACGCCUCUACGUCCGGCAUCAGUUUAACGCCCAAUCCCACUGUGCUGCAACGAACUAUACAGUGUGCCAGCAGCUCCGCGACAGUGACUACUACCGGCAACGCAUAUCAAGUUGGUGCUUUUGUGGUCAACGGUCUGCAAUGCGAUCCCAACUCCAACGCCCAACCCACAAUCACUCCAACCGUAACCGGUUUAGGCGCCCGUUUAACCAAAUACGCCAACCCUAUAGCCAUACAGGCUAGCACCGGCCUCUUGGCAACAUACGCCGGAGGAGCGGGCACCACCUGCCAAUACGUCCUGGAGUUCACCUAUCAGGGCCUACCUCUAUCGGGGCAGAUCAACCAGCAGAUCACCGUCAACAUCCAGAGCACGCAGAAUGGUGUGUCCACCACCGUGGCCGGCUUGCCGGUAACACUGAACCUGAACUGCGCGCCCCAGUUCACGACCGUCAGUGUCUUCCAAUACGGGCCCGCAGCCCAACUGGCCUCUACAUUGACCCGCACACUAGGCGGUACCGCACCGAACAAUAAUAUCCAAGUCGUACAAAAUAAUAAUCCCAAUCCGACGUCAUCGCCAUCAUACUCGAAUGCACCGAACCUCUUUACGCCAUACAUAGUACAGUAUAACGCUAUCUUUGGACAACGGGGAGCCCUCAACGCCGCCGCGGUCACUCCUCUCGUUAAUAAGGUCUUCGUUAACUGCGGCUUCGCGACGGGCGGUAAUAUUGGAGAUGGUGGAGCGGCACAGCUCGCUGGUACUAACGUCAUUGGACAAGUGCAGGCAACGGAUCCCGAAGGCGGUAACAUCGAAUACUACGUGUGGAGCGAGAGGUUCGGAGGGGCGGCCGCUACACCUGGGGAACGUUUUGCGAUUACCAGCGACGGCAUUCUGGUUUUAAGCGCCCUUGCGCCUUCGCCCAAUAUACCAACUGCCGCCGUCGAUGGACAAAUUCCCCUGGACACAAGUUCCAGCACCCUUGGUGGUCUCAACGCUAAUACUGGUGCCACCACGGCACCGGCCGCCGCCGCCGCCAAUGAUAUUAAUGCCUACCGUAACGCUAUUAUUACCGCUGUGGAUUCGACGGGCGGCAAGAGUACCAUACAGAUCAGUCUUUACUUAGCCUGUGGUACCACACAAUAAUCAUGUGGCAAUUAUAAUGAUCAAUUCUCAGAGCCGAUUUCUUCGUUCUCUUUGUCGUGGUUUUCUUAAUCUAAAGCUAUUCGAUGAGCGAUCUGAUAAGUUUCUUACUUUAAUCAGAUGGAUUACCGAUUACGGUAUAACAAUAAAAGACUUUUGAUUU